AAAAUAUGAAAAAUAAUAAAGAAUCCUUUCGUUUAAUGAUGGAAUAGUCGAUUUUACAAUAGAAGACAAAGGUUUAUCAUCGAAGAUAAAAUUAACAUUAGAAGAUAAUAAAAAGACAAAUAUAUUAUAUAAUUAUUCCCAUUAUCAUUCUAUGCAUAACGAGUAUUUUUUUAAAGAUUUCAAUAAAAAAGAUAGUGAUGAAUUAAAAAAAGAAAUUGAAAAUAUAAUAAUAGAACAUGAUUAUUAAAAAGCUUGUGAAAAUUUAAAUGAGUAAUAAAUAUAAAAAGAAGUUUAAAAUUCAGCUAAAAAUAACUAUUUGAAUGAAUUUGUUAUUUUUUUAAAAAAUUAGUUGGUUUGUACUUUUAACUUUGAUAUUUUAACAAACGAAUUUUAAUAUUCCAAUUAGCAAUUAAUAAAUGAAAACUUCAAAAAAUUCUCUUCUGAAGGAAUUUCUGGAUAAAUACAUAAAAUAGACGAAAAAAAUCAACAAGAAGACGAAAAUACAUCGCAAACAAUCUUUUAAAAAUAUGAAAAUGAAAAAAAUAUAGAAGAAGAUUUCUUACAUUUAGAAAGUUAAGUUUCUCAUUUCGAGGAAAAUAAAGAACCUAUUUAGCCUGAUUUAGUCGAAAAAAUCAACAAUUAAUUAAAUUUAACUCAACAAAAUUAAAUUAUUAAUCCAGAAGUCAUUUUCAAAACAAUCUAAAGCAACUUUGAGUCCAAUAUUUAAAAAAAACAAAGAAUAAAUCUCGUUUAUAAAGGAAAAGAUUUCGAUUCUAUUCUUAUGGAUGCCGAUAAGCGUAUAAACUAAUAAAAAGCAAUUCUAAACUUAUAAGAAUAGUAAUAAAAUCAACUAGAUGAUGAAUAUGAAGAUGAUGAAGAAGAAGAGGAACCAUUAAAAAAAUUCGAAUUAAUAAAAUUGCAAGAUACCACCUAAAGAACAACAAGUAAAAAUUACUAAUUUGCCAUAGAAGAUGUUUAAGACAUAAUUUUAUUUUAUGACCGACUUCCAAAAUAAAGAAUGGCAAUUAAAUUCGAUUUUGAGCUUGAUAAUUUCCAAAAGCGAGCUAUUUUACGUCUUGAAGAAAACGAGAGUGUAUUCGUCUGUGCCCACACUUCUGCUGGUAAAACUGUAGUAGCCGAAUAUGCUAUAGCCUUAGCUAAAAAAAAUAAACGCAAAGCAAUAUAUACAUCCCCUAUAAAGGCUUUAUCUAAUUAAAAGUAUAGAGACUUUAAACUAAAAUUUGGAUAAGAUGUUGGAAUAGUAACCGGUGAUGUUUCCCUAAACCCAACCGCAAGUUGUUUAAUAGUAACAACUGAAGUUUUAAGAAAUAUGCUUUAUAAAGGACAUGAUAUAAUAAGGGAUAUUUCCUGGGUUAUUUUCGACGAAGUACAUUAUGUGAAUAACCAAGAUAGAGGUGUUGUAUGGGAAGAAACAAUUAUUAUGCUGCCAGAAAGUAUAGGAUUAGUCAUGUUAAGUGCAACAGCGCCGAAUUAUAUGGAUUUUGCAGAUUGGGUAGGCAGAACGAAAAAAAAGAACAUUUUUGUACAAAAAACUACUUUUAGACCCGUUCCAUUGGAACAUAGUAUUUAUGUUAACGAGAAAUUUCAUUUAGUCAAAAGCAGAAAUGAGGCUCUUGAUGAAAAAUCUUAUUAUAAUAUUAAAAAAGAAUUAGAAUAAAUCGAUAAUUAGAGAAAAAAUGUAAAGUUUAAUAAAGGAUAGAUGUUAGCUUAAAAAAAAGAGAAGGAUAUUUAUAAAAAUACUAAUUUGUCAUAAAAAUCAAAGGCUAUGUCGAAAAAAUAUACUGAAAUGUAUAUUAAAAAAACUAGUAAAGUUAAUGUAGGAGGAGGGUAGAAAACAGAAGCUUAAUAAAUGAAAAAAUUACUUAAAUAUUGCGAAAAAACCAAAUUAUUACCAUGUGUUGUUUUUGUUUUUUCAAAAAAUAAAAUUAAAGAACUUUCAGAAAGUUUAAAAAAUAUAUCUUUUUGUUCUUUAGAAGAAAGAAGAAAAAUAGAAGAAUUUUUUAAUAAAUUUUCUCGUAAUAUAAAAUCAUAAGAUUUAAAAGUUUAAUAAAUCUAAACUAUAAAAACACUCAUGAUGUGUGGUAUAGGAGUUCAUCAUGGUGAUGUUAUUCCCUUCGUUAAGGAAAUAGUCGAAAUUCUUUUCUCUGAAGGCUUAAUUAAAGUUCUAUUUGCAACCGAAACAUUUGCUAUGGGUAUAAAUAUGCCUACAAAAACUGCUAUUUUCCAUUCAAUAUCUAAGCAUGAUGGAUAAGGUCGCCGUAUUUUAAAUUCUUCUGAAUAUACAUAAAUGAGUGGAAGAGCAGGUCGAAGAGGCCUAGAUGAAUAAGGAAACUGUAUAAUUUUUAUAGCAGAAGGUAGACAAUUACCGUCAAAAUUAGACUUGAAAUUAAUGAUGGAUUCCAAAGGUGAAGUCUUAUAGUCUAAAUUUAAGAUUUCUUAUGAAAUUAUAUUAAAACUUCUAACUUCUUAGGAAAUAAACGUUACCGACAUGAUGAAAAAAAGCUAUUUAGAAAAUUCCAAACACGCUAAUUUAUCGCAAAAUGUUAACAAAAUAAAAGACUUGAAAUAAGAUUUGAUUUAACUAGAUAAAAUUACCUGUGAAUUUAAACUUCCGACCGAAAAAGAAAUUCCUUUAUUUGAAUUUGUAAGAUCAGGUUAAGAUUUAUUGAAGAAUGCUCCUCUAUUUUGGUAAAAAGAUGUUUAAUAUUUCCAAAAAAAUAUUUUAAUACCCUCUUUUUGCCUACUUUUGGACAAUAAAUUGAAUAAAUACUUAUCUUUAAUAGUUGAUAUUGAUAAUAAUAGAAAUAAUAAAAAAUUUCUUAAAUGUCUUAUUAAUAGACAUAUAAAUGAAAAAAAUGUACCGUCUUUUGAUUCCGAAGAAGACAAAAAUAAAGGAUAUAGAGAGUUUCCUACUUAUAUUGUUAAUUUUGAUAGAUAGGAUUAUACAUGCGAAAUAUUUUCUGUUUCAAUUGAUUUUGCUUUAAAAAUUUAUUUUGAUAAUCCUAAUAUUAAAGAAGGUGAUCCAAGAAAUAGAAUUUAUAUAGAAAAAUGCGCUUAUAUUUUAUAUAAGAAAGAAUAAGAGUAAUAAGCUUUAGUUCAUAUAUAGGAUAUGAAAAAUAAAAAUAAUUAAUAAUUUAAUAAACAAUUAUAAUAAUAAUUUAAAAAGCCUUAAUAAUCAAAUAAUAAAAAUUAAUUUUAGGAAAUGUAAUUUUAAGGAGUAAAUUAAGAAUAUUUGCUUUUAAGAAAUUAAAACUUAGAAAUUUAUGAAAACUCAACAUGUUCCCAAUGUUUUCUAAAAGAAAAACACGUCUAACAAUAUUUAAACAAAAAUAAAAUAAACUCAUAACUAGAGGAACUUUUUAAAAACAUAGAUGAUGAAGAAAUCACACAACUUUAAAGUUUCCGAGGAAAACUUAAAGUUUUACAAAAAUUAAAUUAUACAGAUAAUGAAAAUCUCCCUCUAUUAAAAGCUAGGGUGGCAAAAGAAAUAGAAUUAAUAUAUGUUUGUGAGCUUUUAGUCCAAGGAAUUUUCGAUUAACUCACAGAACCGGAAUUAGCCUCACUUCUAAGUUGCUUUAUAUGCCAAAGUAAACCUAAAAUGGGGGCAGAGAGAUAUGAUCUAUUAACUGAUUACGAUAAUGGAUUUGGUUAUGAUGAGUUCUUUAUUGAAAAAUAUGAAUAGUCGAUUACUAUACUGAAAGAUAUCAUAAAUACUGAAAUUGAAAAUGGGGUUGUUAUAGCAGCUUCGGAAGAUGAUUAUUUAUAAGAAGUUUUUAAUCCUGAAUUAUCAAAAGUAGUCUAUGAAUGGAUGAAAGGGAAAGAUUUUUUCACUAUUUGUUAGUUGACCGAAGUAUAGGAAGGUAGCAUUAUUAGAUGCCUGGUUAGAUUAGAAAAUUUAAUGAAAAAUUUAAAAAAUGCAGCUAUUUUAUUAGGAAAUAAUUAACUAUGUAUGAAAAUUGAAUAGGCUUAAGAUAUAAUGAAAAGAGAUAUUGUUUUCUCAUAAAGUUUAUAUUUAAUUGAAAAUUGA
Molecule: messenger RNA, 4048 nt
Organism: Ichthyophthirius multifiliis
Lineage: Eukaryota; Ciliophora; Oligohymenophorea; Hymenostomatida
Exons: 3
Biological process (GO): nuclear-transcribed mRNA catabolic process, 3'-5' exonucleolytic nonsense-mediated decay
Cellular component (GO): Ski complex
Molecular function (GO): RNA binding; RNA helicase activity; ATP binding
Source: RefSeq, a predicted model, not a curated record